GCCUGAAGGAAGAGAAAGAUCGAGUACACGUCGUUGCAUCCGAGCGGGUGCGCGUGUUUGUGUCUGCGAGUCGCUCGUGCCUCUCUCUCACCCAUAGACUCGUCUUUUCCUUAUUUCCCCCUCCCCUGUCCUCGCGUAUUUACGCGACCGUGUCGCCCACCCCCGUUAGCACGCAUGUACGCCCGCUACCGCACCCGUUCUCGGUUUUACAAGCGGCCAGAGAAGGCGCUCAGGGCUUACAAUGUUAGCCCCAACCUUCUCCGCCGCCCCAAGGUGAAGAACGGCCUGCUGAAGGGCAUCUACACAGAUCAGCAGGUCGACCUGCGCGAUCGCGAGCGGCUGGAGAUGCUGGAGGCGAUCCGCCACCCGAAAGAACGCGACUUCUACCAGGAUCACACCUACCACAACCAGUGGAUCGCGCGCGACUUGGAGAAGCACCAAAAGGGCCAAAUUGCAUCCCGCUACCCCUUCUUCGCGCCCAACUACGAAAUCAAGCCGUGGCUGUGGUACCCCGGCGACAUCGUGGAGGUGACCUCCGGCGAGGGCGUCGGCCAGCGCGGGUCGAUCAUCGCCGUGGUGAAGUACAAGAACGAAAUUCUCGUGCAGAACAUCAACGUGCAGGACGUCGUGAUCCCGGCGAGUGAGACGCGGCCGGAGCAGGUGGUGCAGCGCGAGCACCCCAUCAGCGUCCACCGCGUGCGCCACAUCGACCCGUCAACGAACGAGCUGUGCCACCUGGAGAUGGUGAAGGUGCGCAACAAGGAGACGGGUGAGCUGGAGGAGCGUCGCAUCUCUCUUGAGAGCGGAGCGCUGCUGCCGGUUCCCCCACCGGAGGAAACCGUCGAAGGUGGUGACCCGUUGAAGGACACGGCGAUCCAAGACGCCGACGAAGACACGUACGACCGCGCAAAGGAGCUCGCGCUGCUCGUGGAGCGGCGGCUGCACGCGAUGGAAGAAUACUUUGUGAGCACACUGAAGGAGUCGCAUGAGUUCCACGAGGACCUGCGUCAGCGCAACGCGGAGGAUAUGCAGCGCUUCCAGAAGGGCGUUGUCGUGCGAGCCACGGAGAAGUUGGCGGCGGUGACGCUUGACGAGGAACCGCAGCAGCAGCAGCCAUCACAGGAUGCGCCAGUGACGGAUACCAUCACCGCGGAGAACGUCAUCGCGGAGGUGCUGAAGGCGGAGGAAGCGCUGCACAGUAGCACCGCGGGCCUGCCGGGGUGGUGGCAGACGAUGCUCGAUUCAUACGUGAACGUGUUGGAGGAGGAGGCGGCCGAGCAGGAGGCGGAGGCAGAGGAGCAGGGGCGUACAGCAGCGGCGGACCGCCGGGCCGAGACGCUCAUGGCGGACGCCGCGGCGGAUGCGGAUCGAGCUUCCGGUGCCGCGUCGUUGAAGGCGGAGGAGGAUGAGGGAGACGUGGGGGUGGAGGAUGAGGAGGAGGAUGGUGCGUUGGAUGACGAGGUAGACGGAGCGACGGAGCGAGGCGCGGCUAGGCCGUCCGCCGCGUAA
Messenger RNA from Leptomonas pyrrhocoris, 1509 nucleotides. RefSeq lists its product as hypothetical. Gene Ontology annotation, molecular function: RNA binding; structural constituent of ribosome. The record is from RefSeq and is a predicted model, not a curated record. Bases 175 to 1509 code for a protein of 444 amino acids. Gene Ontology annotation, cellular component: ribosome; mitochondrion. The transcript has a single exon. Lineage: Eukaryota; Euglenozoa; Kinetoplastea; Trypanosomatida; Trypanosomatidae. Gene Ontology annotation, biological process: translation.